Molecule: messenger RNA, 1743 nt
Organism: Thelazia callipaeda (thelaziosis nematode)
Lineage: Eukaryota; Metazoa; Nematoda; Chromadorea; Rhabditida; Thelaziidae
Source: the annotation of a GenBank genome assembly
AUGGAUACAGCACUUAUAACGUUGGAUGCAUUCACUAAAGCAUACGAGUGUAUUCUGGAAUGUGUGGAAGAAGAAUUUGGCAAGCGAAAAAAACGGUUGACAGCUGACAACACUAAAUGUAUUGCUAAAAUGCACAAAGUACUGGUGAAUCAAAAAAUAAGCAUUUUGCGAAAUGGAAAUACCUUAACUGAAACAGUUGACUCAUUAUUGUAUGAUUGGGAAGAAUCAGCACCGCAGUCAAUAGCAUUACAGCAACUCGUCGCACUUCUUUCCAAACCAAUUAUGAGGAAGAUUUCGUUUACAUCAUUUUUUAAUUUUUCAUCACCAGUUGUAUUCCAGAGUUUAUUCUCCGUAUAUGACAUUGUUUCCACUCGCAGCUAUCUUCCACAGUUGCCAGAAAUACCUUACGAAGUUGAUGAUGAUGAAGGUAUUGCUGUUAAAUUGGUGCGCCUAGUUAAAGGCAAUGAAGCUAUUGGUGCUACUAUAAAAUGUGAUGCUGAUGGAAGAGUUUAUAUUGCCCGUGUAAUCAUAGGUGGAGUUGCUGAUCGCAGUGGAAAUAUUCAAGUAGGAGAUCGGAUUCUGGAGGUGAAUGGUGUCAGCGUUACUGGUAUGAGUCCAAAUGAAAUUGUAAAAUUAUUGGGCAACGAAAAUAGUGGGAUUAGUACUGUUACUUUUAAAUUAGAACCCGCUGAAAUACCUGCAUUUAUUUUCUCACAAGAGUCGCGACAUGUUCGAGCUCUGAUUGAUUAUUCUGGUAGUCGAGAUUCUCUACAUCCUUGUCCAGAAACUGCUCUUUGCUUCACUCGAGGAGAAAUAUUGGAGUUAGUAGUAACCGGUGAUGAGCACUGGUGGCAAGCACGUUCACUUGGACAUGGUUCUUUUGCGACAUUACCGCCAGCAACCUUCGCUAAUCAAAAUCACCAACGAAUGGGUCUCAUUCCUUCUGAAGAAUUACAGCAAAAACGUUUAACUCUGAAGGAAAAUGAAAAAUACAAAUGCAGUUAUCGAAGGACCGCAAAAACUAUCUACGGGAUCGGUAAUUUGUUAUAUGAGUCAGUAUCACUGUUGUAUCCCAAACAAUCCAGCAUCAGGCCAAUAGUUUUGAUAGGGCCUCCAGGUGUGGGGCGUAAUGAACUCAAAAAACGGCUGAUUGCGAUAAACAGUAGUCGUUACGGCACAAGUGUACCGCAUACUAGUCGUCCUCAGCGCUAUAGUCCAAACGAAAAGGAGGGUAUUGAUUAUCAUUUUGCAAAGCGUGAAGAAAUGGAACAGUGGAUAAAACAGGGACGAUUUUUAGAAUACGGAGAAUAUAAAGAAAAUUUGUAUGGUACACUUGCUGAUUCCGUCCUUGCUGUUAUGAAACAGGGACGUGUGCCUGUAUUGAGUACUCAUCCCCUGGCAUUGCGGUUCUUGCGUUCUAAACUUUUCAAAUCAUUCAUUGUUUUUGUUAAACCACCAUCAUUUGAUGUUCUUAAGGAAACUCGACGUCAACAUCGUGCGCGAAAUUUGCAGUCUGCAGAUUCUGGGCGACGAGAUGGUGCAUCAGUUGCAAAUCAUGGAUUCACAGAUUUAGAAUUAGAACAAAUGAUCUCAGCUGGUGAACAGCUUUUUCAAAUCUAUGGGCAUAUGUUUGACCACGUACUUAUUAAUGCCAAUUUUGGAGCUUCAUUUGAACAGUUACGUAAUGUAGUAAGUAGGUUAGAACGUGAACCUGCCUGGGUACCUUCUGAUUGGGUGCAAUAG